Molecule: messenger RNA, 730 nt
Organism: Anolis sagrei ordinatus
Lineage: Eukaryota; Metazoa; Chordata; Lepidosauria; Squamata; Anolidae
Gene: GIPC3
Product: GIPC PDZ domain containing family member 3
Molecular function (GO): protein binding
Source: RefSeq, a predicted model, not a curated record
UCUGGCACCCAGAUCCUGUUUUGCACCCUGAACACACACAAAGUGGAGAUGCAGAAGCUGCUAGGCGGCCAGAUCGGCUUGGAGGACUUCAUCUUUGCCCACGUCCGGGGCGAGACCAAGGAGGUGGAGGUAACCAAGACGGAGGACGCCUUAGGAUUGACCAUCACCGACAAUGGGGCCGGAUAUGCCUUCAUUAAGCGCAUCAAGGAGGGAAGCAUUAUCAACCGCAUCCCUUCCGUUUGCGUUGGGGACAGCAUCGAGGCCAUCAAUGAGCAAACCAUUGUGGGCUGCCGCCACUACGAGGUGGCCAAGAUGCUGAGGGAGAUGCCCAAGGCCCAGCCCUUCACCUUGCGCCUUGUCCAACCCAAGCGGGCUUUCGACAUGAUUGGGCAACGGAGCCGUGGCAGCAAGUGUGCAGGCGAGGGGAGUCUCUCCAGCGGGCGGGAGACGCUGCGCCUGCGUUCCAAGGGCGACGCCACCCUGGAAGAGGCGCCCAAUGAGUUUGAAGAAGCUGCGGCAGCGAAAGUCGAUGAUCUGCUGGAGAGUUACAUGGGCAUCCGAGACGUGGAGCUGGCAUCCACCAUGGUGGAGAUGGCCAAAGAGCGGCAGAGUCCUGACGACUUUGCCCGCGGCUUGGAUUUGCUCCUGGGCGAGUUUGCUUUCCCGGAAGAGUUCGUGGCCGAGGUCUGGACAGCCAUCUGCGAGGCCCGAGGUGUCCCUAAGGAAUGAA